Molecule: messenger RNA, 1464 nt
Organism: Papaver somniferum (opium poppy)
Lineage: Eukaryota; Viridiplantae; Streptophyta; Magnoliopsida; Ranunculales; Papaveraceae
Exons: 3
Coding region: 1-1464 (487 amino acids)
Source: RefSeq, a predicted model, not a curated record
AUGCGAGCUCUCUGUUGGAAUAUCAAUGGUGUGGCUAGGGAUAUUGCUCAAGUCUUUAAUAAACCAACAAUUGUUAAUACUAGUCGUCAGGCUAUCACUAUUGCAAUUGAAGGUGUUAAUAUCUUUUUUGUUCAUGCGAGUUAUAUUCAAGUAACUAGGCAUUCGUUAUGGCAUCAGCUUAAUGAUCCGGAGGACAUUAUUCCGUGGCUGGUGAUGGAGGAUUUUAAUUACGUUCUACGUAAUGAUGAGAAGAAGGGUCGUCUUUUGGUCAUUAAUGAGUUUAGUGACUGGAUGGACGAUAAGAAUCUUUUUGAAGCUGAUUCCUUGGGAAGUUUUUUCACUUGGGCUAAUAGUCAGUCGGGGGCUCGUAGAAUCAUCAAUAAACUUGAUAGGUCUAUAAUCAAUGAAGCUUGGUUGAAUAAGUUUGAGAAUUGGCGGUGUAAAUCUCUUCCAAGGAAAGUUUCUGAUCACUUUUCUCUUAUUGGUUAUCCUUUUGUUAAUUUGCGUCCUAAACGUGCUCCUUUUAGGAUUCAAAAAAUGUGGUUUACUCAUCCUAAAUUUUUUAAAAUUAUAAGUGAUAGUUGGAAUGUUCCAGCGGUGGGAAAUCCGGUUUUUAUUUUUCCUUACAAGUUGCAAAGAUUGAAACAAGUUUUAAAGGAUUGGAACCAUAAUGUUUUUGGCAAUGUAAACAUUCGGUUAAAACAAUCUCAACUGCGCCUGGAGUCUGCCAUCCGUACUUCAGAUGAAGACCCUACUGAUGUUACGAAAUUCAACUUGGUAAAGGAUAUUUUGAGCGAGACUCAGGAUAUUCAGAAUCAGCAGAACAUUAUGCUUCGUCAAAAAGCUAUGAACAAAUGGCUUUUAGAGGGAGCUAGUAACUCUGGUUUCUUACAUAGUAGCAUUCGGAUUCAGAGAAGCAAUAAUACAAUUUCUGAACUUGUUGAUGAGUCUGGGGUUACUAUCUCGGAUUGUGAUCAGAUUUGUAAUCAUGAUUGUCAACGUAUGGACAGUGUGCCUUCGGAGGAGGAAAUUCAUAAGGCAGUGUUUGAGCUGGGGGCUGACAAUGCUCCAAGGCCUGAUGGUUUCUCUGGGUGCUUCUAUCGUCAUUGUUGGGAAAUUAUUCAUCGUGAUCUAUUUGCAGCAAUUAUUUUUUGUUGGAAAAAUAAAUUUAUUCCUAAUGGUGCUAAUUCAAGUCUUAUUAUUCUUUUGGAUAAGGUUAGAGGUGUUAAUUCUCUCCAUACUUUCAUACCUAUUGGGCUUAGUAAUUUGUUUUUUAAGAUUUUUACUAAGAUUCUUGCUACUAGACUGGGAAUUGUUUUGGAUAACCUUGUUUCUAAGGAACAAGUGGCUUUCAUGAAGGGGAAAAAUAUCCAUGAGAAUAUUAGUGUGGCUUCUGAAAUGGUUAAUGAGAUCCAUAUUAGACGUAAGGAUGGUAACUUGAGGAUGAAAUUGGACAUUUCUUAG